ACGUGCACACAAAGACACAAAACGUUCACUUCACACACGGGCGGCACAACACAACCUAUUCUUUUUUCCCUUCGCUUCCUCUUUUCAAAAAGCAAAGCUUUCAUCUUUCUCUCUAUCCAUAUGCUUAUGCUAUGUAUAUGCUUAUUCUCUCUCUCUCUAUACAACCAUUGAUCUGACCGCUGCUUGUGUACUAUAACCAAAUUGGAGCAACACCUUUUUGUAUCUGAUCCUAGAAUCACAAGCCUAGCUACCCAUUUUCUACCUUCUCAUGAUCUUAGGUGUUUUUGGUUGUGAAAAAUGACGAGGGUGACUCGUGAUUUUGGUGAUACGAUGCAAAGAGAGGCUGUGCCAGCGGUUUCUUCUGAUGUGGUGUUUGCUUCUGCUCGGUUUCCUAAUUACAAAAUUGGAGCAAAUAAUCAGAUAAUGGAGACAAAGGAUGACCCAAAAGUGCUAUCAAUGAAGGAGGUUGUUGCACGUGAGACUGCACAGCUGUUGGAACAGCAUAAUCGUCUCUCGGUUCGCGACCUUGCUAGUAAAUUCGAGAAGGGUUUGGCGGCGGCGGCUAAGUUGUCUGAAGAGGCUAGACUUAGAGAGGCAGCAUCAUUGGAAAAACAUGUUCUUUUGAAAAAGCUUAGAGAUGCACUUGAAUCCUUAAAAGGGCGUGUGGCAGGCAGAAACAAGGAUGAUGUGGAAGAAGCUAUUGCUAUGGUUGAAGCUCUAGCAGUUCAAUUGACUCAGAGGGAAGGGGAACUAAUACAAGAGAAGGCAGAGGUGAAGAAGCUUGCAAAUUUUCUUAAGCAGGCUUCUGAAGAUGCUAAGAAACUUGUUGAUGAGGAAAGAGCUUUUGCUCGUGCUGAAAUAGAGGAUGCCAGAGCAGCAGUUCAACGAGUGGAAGAGGCACUUCAAGAACAUGAGAGAAUGUCUCAAGCUUCCGGGAAACAGGACAUGGAGCAAUUAAUGAAGGAGGUUCAAGAGGCUCGAAGAAUUAAAAUGCUGCAUCAGCCAAGCAAGGUCAUGGAUAUGGAACAUGAGCUUCGAGCAUUGAGGGCUCAACUCGCAGAGAAGACUAGACAGUAUCUUAGACUUCAGAAGGAGUUAACAAGGACGAAGAAAGGUGGGGAAAAUGUUCCACAUUUAUAUGAACUUGAAGGGAAUGAAACAUUAGGUUCUUAUUUGCAAAUUCAACCUUGCUCUGAUAAUGCCCCUGAAGUUUCAAGAUGUGCAAUUCAGUGGUAUUGUGUGUCGUCUGAUGGUGCCAAAAAAGAACUUAUCUCAGGAGCAACCAAAUCAGUUUAUGCCCCUGAACCUUUUGAUGUUGGACGCAUAUUACAAGUUGAUAUUAUUUCAGAAAACGAGCACAUCACACUUUCAACUGCUGGUCCAAUAGAUCCAGCUGCUGGUUUGGGAACGUAUGUAGAGGCACUAAUGCGCAAACAUGACACUGAAUUCAAUGUGGUUGUAACGCAGAUGAAUGGUUCACAUCAUCCAACUGAAUCUAUUCAUGUGCUUCAUGUUGGUAAGAUGAGGAUUAAACUUUGUAAAGGAAAGACAACAAUUGCCAAAGAAUACUAUUCAAGUUCAAUGCAGCUUUGUGGAGUUCGCGGAGGCGGAAAUGCUGCAGCGCAGGCACUAUUUUGGCAGCCAAUGCAAGGUCAUUCUUUUGUAUUAGCCUUUGAAUCAGAGAGGGAAAGGAAUGCAGCCAUCAUGCUUGCAAGGAGAUUUGCAUUUGACUGUAAUAUCAUGCUUGCUGGACCAGAUGACAGAGCUCCUCUAGGGACAUGAUGGUCCUCCUUAACAUCUGAUUUUCUUCCCCUUUUGUAAUUAUGAGUUUUUCUACCUUGUAUUAUAAGUGUUAUUUCACCAGUAAAAUCUGCCUUGUUAUAUUGGUAAGUUAGUAAUGAUUCACACCUUGUGGUAUGAAUCAUUUAUAUAAUUUUGUUUCAUCAGUCCAAGGCAUUUUUUUAUUUGCCUCUGUGAGACGCAAGUUUUAGCUUACAUUAUAAUUAUUAUAGAUUCCAUGGCUGCCGUCUCAAAGUGUUUGAGAUGCUAAUUGGUUGUAUUUGAUGGACAGACAUUCAGACAAUUACUGAGAACUCCAAUUGCAUUUUGUCUAUGGACACUGGCCUCGUGAACAGGACAAUAUGUGAAUCUACCCUCAUUAUGUAAUAUAAUAUAGAAGACUCCAAUGUAUAUUGCUAGAUUUAUCUCAAAAGAAUCCAAUGUAGUGUCCAAGAUACUAUAAAAUAAAAAUGUUUUUGUCUA
This is a messenger RNA of Glycine soja, 2262 nucleotides long. Its product is annotated as stomatal closure-related actin-binding protein 1-like. Gene Ontology annotation, biological process: actin filament organization; regulation of stomatal movement. The coding region runs from base 298 to 1782 and encodes 494 amino acids. NCBI's taxonomy places the organism in Eukaryota, Viridiplantae, Streptophyta, Magnoliopsida, Fabales, Fabaceae. The transcript is spliced from 13 exons. Gene Ontology annotation, molecular function: actin binding. The record is from RefSeq and is a predicted model, not a curated record.